CUUGCGUUGGCUUGCCUCAGUUUCUGGCCAUGGCCAUGUUGGCUUCCUCGCCGUCGGCAAAAGUUUGCCCUACGGCCGUCUUGGGCGUAGUGGAUCCGCGCCCCGGUUCCCCGUUGGGUCCGAUGAUCGCGUGGAGAAUGAACACGGUUUUGGCGGCGGUAGGUUUGUCGGUGCUUCGCAUGCCAAAGGGCACGCGGAAGGCGCGAACCUCUCGCGCGGCGGCCGAUGUGAAAGCAAGGCCCGUGGCGUUUUCUUGGGAUCCGGUGGCCCUGGGUGGUGAGAUGACUUUGCCCAGCCUCCACCUGCGCCCCGUCUCCGCGGACGCGGAGGUGGGCCUCUUCAAGCAGCGCCGCGCCGCGGAGCGGAGCUUCGGGCGCAUCACUAUGCGGAUGGCCUGCCUCGCCAGUUUCCGGCCGGAUCCCGUGGCGGAACUUCGGCCGGACCCAGCGGAUGGGCGCCUGGUGCUGGUGGCCAUGCUGGGACUCCUUCGUCACGAGCAGUUCGAGAGCUCAACGCUCGACUGGCUGACGAUACUUCAGGAUCCCUGAGGUUCCGCACUGGGCGGCUGGCGGUUCCGAGUCUGCAUUGAGUUUCUUCGGUUCUGCGGUUCCACCGCUCGCGCAUCGAGCGCGCAUCGGGCGCAUCGGGCGCAUGGGGCGGAAGUUUUGCACACUGCUCAAGGCAGGUUGUGAAGAUUCAGAUCAAGCUUGGCAGUCAGAGGCGAAGACAAAAAUGCCCACGUGGGCAUUUCUGGGGCCUGAAGAGGGUUCUAGCUUUCACCUAAACCCGCCUCCCCCCAAAAUCAGGCCGUACGUCAGG
This is a messenger RNA of Effrenium voratum, 819 nucleotides long. The record is from the annotation of a GenBank genome assembly. NCBI's taxonomy places the organism in Eukaryota, Dinophyceae, Suessiales, Symbiodiniaceae.